Molecule: messenger RNA, 1380 nt
Organism: Nerophis lumbriciformis (worm pipefish)
Lineage: Eukaryota; Metazoa; Chordata; Actinopteri; Syngnathiformes; Syngnathidae
Source: RefSeq, a predicted model, not a curated record
AUGAGUAAAGAAAUUCUGCUGGUAGUUGACGCAGUUUCCAAUGAGAAAGGCGUUGAGCCUGAGGUAAUCUUCGGAGCAAUAGAAGCUGCACUAGCGUCAGCGGCGAAGAAACGCCAGAUGGAAGAGAUUGAGUGUCGGGUGGUCAUUGACCGCGAAACCGGCGAAUACGAGACCUUCCGCCAGUGGGAAGUCAUUGAGGACCCCGAACUAUUCGAGGCUGGUUCCCGUCAGAUAAUGCUCGAAGAUGCGCGCAAGCAGGAUGCAGCGCUCAAUAAGGGCGAUUUUAUUGAGGAACCCAUGGACAACCCCGAGUUUGGCCGAAUUGCGGCGCAGGCGGCGAAGCAAGUCAUCGUCCAGCACCGGGUUGGCGAUUUGAUCAACGGUAUCGUCAAACGGGUCGAACGGGGAAAUGUCUACCUCGAUCUUGGCGGCAAUGCCGAGGCGUUUGUUCCGCGCGAAAAGAUGAUUAAUCGCGAGUCCGUUCGCGCUGGAGAUCGGCUGCGUGGCUACCUUUACGAAGUGAAAGCGGAGCUGCGCGGGCCGCAGCUGUGGGUGACCCGUUCGGCCCCCGAAUUCUUGAUCGAAUUGUUCAAGUUGGAAGUGCCCGAGAUUGGCCAGGGGCUGAUCGAUAUUCUAGGCGCUGCACGUGACCCAGCGAUGAGAGCGAAAAUCGCGGUGCGCUCGAAUGAUCGGCGGACUGAUCCAAUCGGCGCUUGUGUUGGAAUGCGCGGGUCGCGCGUGCAAGCUGUAUCGAACGAGCUCUCCGGCGAGCGCAUAGACAUUAUUCUCUACGACGAAAACCCAGCUCAAUUCGUGAUCAAUGCCAUGGCUCCUGCUGAAGUCAAAGGUAUCAUCGUCGAUGAAGAACGGAGCAUGAUGGAUAUCGUAGUUGAAGAGGAUAAGUUGUCACAGGCUAUCGGUCGAGGUGGUCAGAACGUCCAAGAGUCGACCGCGGCCACUGCUUUGUUUGUCGAGCGACUCGAUGUGGACGAGGAAAUAGCCAAUAUCCUGGUCGCCGAAGGGUUCUCCACUGUUGAAGAAGUUGCCUAUGUUCCUGAACCGGAGUUGCUUGCGGUAGCUGAGUUUGAUGAGACGGUGGUAGAGGAACUGCGUAGCCGGGCCCGCGAUGCACUGCUGACACAGCUGAUCGCUGCCGAGGAGGAGCUGGACGAACAUGAGCCGGCCGCUGAUUUACUGGCACUGGAAGGAAUGACCGAGCGCAUCGCGUACGAGCUAGCUAGUCGUGGCAUCGUGACCCAAGAUGACUUGGCUGAGUGCGCCACCGACGAACUUGAAGAAGUACCGGGCCUCGAAGAAGAACUGGCCGCUGCGCUAAUCAUGGCCGCGCGCGCGCCAUGGUUCGCGGACGAGGAAGAGUAA